AUGUACACUUAGUUCCAAAAUUAAGGAUAAUAAAAUUCCAAUAAGCUAAGAUUUAAUUGGAAAAUCAUUUUAAUCUUCCUACCAUUUGCUUUAGGAAUAGCAAUCUAUUUUUCCAUCACAAGUGGAUAACCAAAAAAUGACCCUGACUAAAUUAUAAAAAUUAAACAAUCUCACUCAAAAAUUCCAUAUUUCUACAUCUCUACCUAUGAAGAAUGUAAUAAAGAACUUACACUUAGUAUUGAUAAUUAUACUACUUCAUUUGAAUUACCAAAAUAAUAUCCAUUUGCAAAUACAAAAUGCGAAAGAUCUUAAAAAUUAAAAUAUACAUAUAAUUUAGACUAGACAUCAACAGAUGUUUUUUAACUCUAUAAAUAAGAUAAACAAAUAAUCCAAAUUAUCUAGAUUUCUUACUAUUAGGAAUUUUCUGAUGUUCUAUUUAAUCUCACUGAUCAAGUGAUUUUAGGAUAUGAAUAAGCUACUUUAAAUUGUCCUGCUUACUUUAUCAGAACUAAAAACAACUUAUUUUAUUCAUUUGUUAUAUAUACAUCAUCUAAAAUUAUCUCAUUUUAUUAAAAUUCACUUUUAUCAAUUAAAAUUUAUGGAGGAAGAAUAAAUAUUAAAUUCUUUCUUUAUGAUGAACCUGAAUAAAUUAUUAAAGCAUAUCAUUAAUAUAUAGGUGGUUACAAAUUAUUUCCAUUCUGGACUUUAGGCUACCAAUAUUAUGGACCAUGGAUAGAAUAAAAAGAUUUAGAAUAUUUAGAAUAGAAAUCAAUUCCUUUAGAAACUAUUUGGAUUGAUGAACAAAAAAAUCAUUAUUUACCAGAUAAUUACAGAAAAAUUAAAAUAACAACUCCCACAGUUAAUUUAAAGACUAUCGAUAAAAAAUAUUUAAUAAAGAAUUCAAAUAAAGAACCAUAUGAAGGUUGUGUAGAUGAUGAAAAAGUUAAUUAUAUUGAUUACAAUGUUUAAAAUACUAUUUAAAAGGAAACUUAAUUACAUCCAAUUUCUAUUUAUUCAGGAGUUUUAUUGAAGUCAUUUGUAAAUUAUUAAAUUAAUGAGAGUGGUAAUUGUGAUGAAAAAAAUAUUGGAAUAGCUGAGGAUGCUUUUCAUUUUAGCAAUAAAAAUCCUGUUUUAUUGGAAAAAAAAAUUACUGAAAAAUAUUUUAAACCACUAAAUACAUUUGCUCAAUCAAAAUAAUAUAGUGAACAUUCUAAUUAUGUAAAAUUAAUAAUGAGUGAAUCUGCUUUUUUUGGUUAAGGUUAAUUUAGUGGUUAGAUUAUAAAUUCUGUUGAUCUAGAAUAAACUAUAAGUUAUUUAAUUUAUAAUAACUUUUUUGGAUUACCAUACACAGGAACAUAUGGAUGUGAUUAAAGUUAAUCAUCUUUAUCAUGGUGUGCAAGAUGGUUAAGUAUUUAAGCUUGGAUGCCCUUAUUUAUGAGUUAAAGUUCAUCAUAAUUUCACUUUUCUAAUCACCCUGAAUAUUUUGAAUAAAUUCAUUUAGAAGUAAAAGCCAGAUAAUAGUUAAAUAAAUGGAUAUUUGCUUAAUUUUUGAAUAAUUAUGAUGAUAAAAUAAAUGCAUUCAGUGGAACAAUAAUAUAACCUAUAUGGUGGUUUAAUACUUCUGAUACUAAAGCAUAUAAAUAUGAAACUCGGGAAUUCCUUUUUGGACAAGUUUUUUUGAUUGCUCCAAUUAUUGAAGAUCCUGAAAAUGAAUAUAACACUGAAUAUGAUAUAUAUUUUCCUCAGGGAAGCUAAUGGAUGGAGACAAAAUAUGGAACAUUAUUUAGUGGAGGUACUUAAGUAGAUUUUAAAAUCUUAUCAAAUACAUAGACUCCAAGUUUUUAAAAAGCUGGGUAUAUUAUAAAUAAUAUUUUUAUUAGGUCAAUAGUUUUCAAAUAAUAUGAUAUAAAUUUAAAAAUGAAUGAAUUAAAUAAUAUCUAUUCAUUGUAUGUUGUUUUUGAUAGAUAAUAAAAUGAUGGAGAAGCAGAAGGGAUUAUGAUUACUCUCUAAGAUUUAAGUGAUGAAAAUGUUAAAAAGAAAUGUUUUGGAAAUGGUAAAAAUUGUUUAAUGAAAGUGAAAAUAAGAUAUGUCUUUGAUUAAGAAAAAUAUUCAGAACAUUACUUUAUUAAUUGUUAAGGAAUUAAUAAAGACACUGUUUUUGAGAAAGUACAAAUUAAUACACUUCAUCUGUAUCACUCAAAGUUACAUUUCUAAAAUCAAAUAACUUUGAAGAAUCCAAUAAUAGUGAAGGAGAGUUUCAAAUUUGAAUAUGAUUUAUCAUAAAAUAUUUAUUGA
Molecule: messenger RNA, 2295 nt
Organism: Paramecium sonneborni
Lineage: Eukaryota; Ciliophora; Oligohymenophorea; Peniculida; Parameciidae
Source: the annotation of a GenBank genome assembly